This is a messenger RNA of Lucilia cuprina (Australian sheep blowfly), 1127 nucleotides long. Its product is annotated as aldo-keto reductase family 1 member B1-like. Bases 95 to 1078 code for a protein of 327 amino acids. Gene Ontology annotation, molecular function: aldose reductase (NADPH) activity. The record is from RefSeq and is a predicted model, not a curated record. Lineage: Eukaryota; Metazoa; Arthropoda; Insecta; Diptera; Calliphoridae. The transcript is spliced from 4 exons. Gene Ontology annotation, cellular component: cytosol.
AAAAACAUCAGUGCAUUUCCAUCAGCUAAUAGAGGAAAAACAAAAACAAUUUAUUCAAGUGUUAAACAAAUUUAUAAAAAAAUUAUUAUUUAAUAUGUGUACAAAUGCAACAAAUAAAAUAAAUUCAAAUCCAGUGCCUUUUGUUACGCUUAAAAAUGGUCGUAAAAUGCCUAUGAUUGGUCUGGGAACAUGGAGGUUGCAACGUAAAGCUUCGGAUGUGGUGCAUGAUGCUUUCGAUGUGGGUUAUCGUCAUUUUGAUUGCGCCCAUAUUUAUCGCAAUGAACAUGAGGUGGGUGAAGCAUUUAAGGAACUUCUUGAAAAGGGAAAAGUUAAGAGAGAUGAAUUAUUUGUUACCAGCAAACUAUGGAAUACAUUCCAUCAUCCGACAAUGGUGCGUCAGGCUUGUGAAACUACAUUAAAUAAUUUAAAUCUAACGUAUCUGGAUAAUUAUCUAAUACAUUGGCCUAUGGCCUACAAAGAUGGCGAAGAACUUUAUCCGAAAGAUGAAAAUAAUAAAAUUAUAUUUUCAAAUGUUGAUUAUGUGGAUACUUGGUGGGCUAUGGAGGAUUUGGUUGAUUCUGGUCUUUGCCUUAGUAUAGGUCUAUCAAAUUUCAAUAUAUCUCAAAUAGAACGUGUGCUAAAGGUGGCACGUAUACCACCGGCAAAUUUACAAAUCGAAUGUCAUCCUUAUUUGAAUCAACAAAAAUUGAUGGAAUUUUGUAGAGCUAACGAUAUAGUGGUAACAGCAUAUAGUUCCUUAGGGUCACCCUCAUCACCUUAUGCCAAGCCGGGAGAAUAUCCUAUAUUACAAAAUCCUAUAGUUUUGACAUUAGCUGAGAAGCAUCAAAAAUCACCUGCCCAAUUGUUGUUGCGUUAUCAACUGGAACGUGGUAAUGUUGUUUUACCAAGAUCAGCUAGUAAGGAUCAUAUGAUAGAAAACUUUAAUAUAUUGGAUUUUAAGUUAAGUUCAGAGGAUGUGGAUUUAUUGAAUGGUUUAGAUUUUGGUGGACGUUUUAUGAUAAUGGCAGAUGCACAAGGUCAUCCUUAUCAUCCGUUUGCUGAUGAAAAUAUAUUUUGAAAUAAUGAGAAUUUUUAAAUAAAUAUUACCUGUACCUGUUUUUAUUUUA